Molecule: messenger RNA, 1555 nt
Organism: Mercenaria mercenaria
Lineage: Eukaryota; Metazoa; Mollusca; Bivalvia; Venerida; Veneridae
Exons: 2
Coding region: 148-696 (182 amino acids)
Source: RefSeq, a predicted model, not a curated record
GUUGAUUAUUGAUCUUAAAACGUUAUCUGUAGCCGUUUUAUUUACAAUUCCAAAUCAGGAAGUAAUUUGUUGUUCCGAAAGCGAAAGCGGGUUGAAUAAUUUCUUAAACAGAUUUGACUUUGUUGUCAUAAUUCAAGCAAUUUAACGAUGCCUACUAUUGUCGUCCAUGUCUGGAGACCAGAUGCAAGCCAUGUUGGUCACUGCGCCUUAGAUUUAGGUGAUGGAACCUACAUAAGCUGGUGGCCUGAGUCUCAAUGUGAUGCUAAAAAUCCAAGAGCUAGAGCCGUUGCAAAUACUUCGCACAGCAUCGACAUUGAGGGAGAAGGAGGUAGACAGCCAAACUCCUACAGAAUUCAUGUCUCGGAUGGAGAACUGAAUGCAAUUAAACGUUGGUGGAGAGGCUUCAAGGACAAGGCAGACUACCAAAUUGUCUCAAACAAUUGCUCGACAGUAGCUUACUACGCCCAAGAGGCUGCCUUUCCAUUUCUUGAAGUCCUCAAUGACGAAGUCGAUGUUUGGGUACCAAAAGCAAUAGAAAUGGUUGCUGAAGACCUGGCAUCUGGAAAAAGGACUUUCGAUCAGAAAAGAAUUAAAGAAAUUAAGGAAGCGGCGCAUGCUGAAGCUAAAAGAGUCGCAGGUCGUUUUAAAGGGAUGUUUGUGAAAAGCAGCACAACCGGAAUAGCCGGAAGAAAAUGACGUUGUUUAUUUCGAGGCUAUGUUAAAAGCAUGUUUAUGUAAUUUUUUGUAACUUUAAACAUUCAAAAUUGUAGUAUGCAUGUAUGAUUUUAAAUGUUUCGAACAAUUCUUUGAUACCUUGAUAUUUAAUGUUUUGAACAGUAAAUCAGCUCGUACAUUUCAUUACUGAAAAAAUUGUACAUGCUGCCAAAAGCCGUUUUUACACUUUGAAUUAUUUAACAAUCAUUUUGGUCAAGUAAUGUACAUUGAGUUUCACUUACAAUGUUACUUCUUCAUAGUAUCUUUACAUUUUAUACCUUUUAAUCAGAAAAUUACGUUCCUGGUAAUGACAUAUAGCUAAAAGGCUAAUCAUACUGAAGAAUUGGGCAAAAAUCGAUUCUAUUAAUCUUUCCUUGUUUAUUGAGAUCAACGCUAUAACUUGUUGUCUCCCUUCGACCGUCUAGCUAAAUAUCGAUCACGGACACGUGAAUAUAAAGAAAUAAUACAAAAAUCACCAAUUUUUAAACGUCUAGGGAAGCAAGAAGACAUUAAAAUAAUUUCAAAAUAGAAACAUAUAUAAAAAAUUUAUUGUCUGUAGAAUACUUCAAUAGGAUAAUAAAUAUUCUCAAAUCAUGAAUAAAGUGGCUACAGGGGAAAGAAUAAGAUAGGUAUCACAGGUUUUUGCUUAUUUAUUCGGUAACUAUAUGCCGUAAACAGAGACUGAUAGUGAUGUUUUUUAAUCGCCAAGGGAAGCAUUAAUUCUUCAUUUUAGAAAUAUAAUUUUUAUAUCUUUGUAAAGAGAAAAGAAUGACGAACACUUCAAUAGGAUAAUAAAUAUUGUGUGUUCAUUCUAAUUAAAACAAUAUUUGUUCAAACUGUU